GAGAACUAAUCAACGACCAUUUAGAACAACAUCAACUCAAAGGAAAUAUCUCCCCCGAAUUACAACCUUUUUGCUCCCUGUGUUACCCCCCUUCGCAAGAAUUCACUCUCCCUUUUCGCCGAUUCUGGCUUUGGAUCGAAACUGCUGAGGCGAAAUCAUAUAACCGCAUUACUCAACAGACUUUUCAAGAAUUAAUCAAUUACGAUUACGGCGAAUUCGCUUGCUCAACACCAUUUUAUUUGGUGAAUACCUUGUUGUCGACGAUCAGAUCCGGCUCGUCAACUCCGCAUACGGAAGAUAGUAACGACAACGAAGAAGAGGAAGAAAUCAUCGAAGACGAAGAUCUAAUUAACUUUUCCAGUCCUGAGAGUUCUUCAACCGACGAAGAAGUAAUUUACGAGGAAAAUUUAGAAGACGCCGACGAAGAACAAGUCAGCGAUCCAGACCAAAUCAGAACCCCAACACCAGAACCUGAAAUGGCGAACGUAGCUGACGUUUUGAACGCCCUGGAAAUGCCCUCCAAACCUCAAUACCCGCCAAGAAACAACGAUUACCGUGGUAACUGGUCAAAUAACCGACGGACGUUAACCUGUUAUAGUUGUGGAGAGGAAGGACACAUUAGUACACAAUGUCCAACAGCUCGUUCUAACAACAACUAUAGAAAUAACAACGGAAAGAAUUGGCGAGAUCGUAAUAAUGGAAACUCUCAUCUGCAAAAUAACGCUCAACCUAAUAUGGAAAACCGAUCGACGAACAAUGGUCGAGUCAACAAUGACACCAAUGCCGCAUUGUUAAUGCAGAUUCAGGAGUUAACGAACGCUUUACAAACGCAAACGGUCAAGGAUAAUAUUAACAAUGUUCAUUCUCUACUCGCAACUCACAAGUAUCUACCCGGUGAAAGAAAGUCAAGAAAGGUUGAUCGGCACAACCCAUAUGCAAAGCAAUCCACUUCGCAAGAUGAGGAUCUUGAGAAAGAACAGAACCAAGAAAACGAACCAUUAGUUGAAGAUAGCGACAUGGGAGAAGCCGAACCGUCAAAGACUCAGGAAGCUGAGGAAAUGGUAGCCCAUGCGCGACAUUGUCAUCAACAACAACAGUUUGUGCAAGCUCAAUGCAUCGCCCAAACCAUACCAGGAUUCGUCGAAGUACCAACCAUAAAGCUUACCGAGAUAAGUCCAACAAAUAAAGUUCGACGAAGAAACCAUUAA
Ambispora gerdemannii is the source of this 1208-nucleotide messenger RNA. The record is from the annotation of a GenBank genome assembly. Lineage: Eukaryota; Fungi; Glomeromycota; Glomeromycetes; Archaeosporales; Ambisporaceae.